Messenger RNA from Pectinophora gossypiella (pink bollworm), 1000 nucleotides. RefSeq names its product mitochondrial fission 1 protein (gene Fis1). Gene Ontology annotation, biological process: mitochondrial fragmentation involved in apoptotic process; peroxisome fission; mitochondrial fission. Bases 140 to 589 code for a protein of 149 amino acids. The record is from RefSeq and is a predicted model, not a curated record. The transcript has 5 exons. Gene Ontology annotation, molecular function: protein binding. Gene Ontology annotation, cellular component: mitochondrial outer membrane; peroxisomal membrane. NCBI's taxonomy places the organism in Eukaryota, Metazoa, Arthropoda, Insecta, Lepidoptera, Gelechiidae.
AAAAAUGUCAUCAAGAGCUGUCAUUUUAGAAACAUUUGGUUUUUAUUGAAAACGCAAAAUAAUGCUUUUUAUUCUCGGCAGAUUUUAGUAUUCAAAUAAUUUGUCAAGUCAUUAAAUUUCGCAGCCACAUAUAUCUGCCAUGGAGGACGUUUUAGAUGAAGUAGUUUCGUCGGAAGAUUUACAAAAGUUCGAGCGCGUAUUCCACGAGCAGCUGCAUCAGGGGAAGGUGACGCACAAGGCGCAGUUCGAGUACGCGUGGUGUCUGGUCCGCAGCAAGUACCCCACCGACAUACGAAAGGGUAUCCUCCUUCUGAAGGAGCUGUUCAACUCGCAUGCGGAGGGCAAGCGGGACUACCUGUUCUACCUGGCCAUCGGCAAUGCCAGGAUUAAGGAGUACAACAAGGCACUGCACUAUGUAAAGGCAUUCCUCGAGAUUGAGCCCGCCAACCAGCAGGUGUUGGCUCUAGAGCGUCAAAUCAACAAGCGCAUGGAGAAGGAGGGCCUGAUCGGCAUGGCGGUGGCGGGCGGCGCCGUGCUGGCGCUCGGCGGGCUGGUCGGGCUCGGCAUCGCGCUCGCCUCCAAGAAAUAGCAUUGGGCCCUCCUAAUGAACGCCGUAUUUGGUGUUCAUUACCUCCUUCGCAAGAGGAGGCCGAGCAGGGAGCGCUAGCCGUCGCUCUACACCGACACGAGUCGACACACACAAACUAUGAAUUUUUUUCACAUGAUAACUUUUGUACAAACCGUGAAUGACAAUUAAACCUUAAAAUUGUAAAGUGAAACUUGUUUCAACAGUCGACGAUUUUUUGUUUCUGUCGUAGAUUUUGUAGUUAGCUGAUAGCUGUACAGCCGCUAGGUAGUCGGUACUUUAUGUGAUAUAAUAUGUGUAAUGUAUUUAUUCCUCUAGCUUUAGGCACCACUUUAUUUUUAAGAGCAUGUGAUGAUUAAUAUUGAAUUAUUUUGUCAAAGCGAUUCCAUUAAAUAAAUACAUUUUUGAUUUGAA